Messenger RNA from Daphnia carinata, 969 nucleotides. Its product is annotated as trypsin-1-like. The coding region runs from base 58 to 921 and encodes 287 amino acids. The transcript has 7 exons. The record is from RefSeq and is a predicted model, not a curated record. Gene Ontology annotation, molecular function: serine-type endopeptidase activity. NCBI's taxonomy places the organism in Eukaryota, Metazoa, Arthropoda, Branchiopoda, Diplostraca, Daphniidae. Gene Ontology annotation, biological process: proteolysis.
AGAUGCUGAAACCAGGGACUUUGUAACAACACUUGUCAGUAACUGCAACUAGUUAAGAUGAAGUUAGUCCUUUUCGCUACCCUUCUAGCCUGCUCUUACGCCGCUCCUCAGCGGAUGCCACGGCUGCCGCUGGAUGUAAUCUUAAAAGGUCGGAUGCAAAGACCAUUCUCUUUUGGUAGGAUUCUCGGUGGAACUGAAGUGGCCCCCAACUCGUUGCCCUUUCAAGUUUCAUUGCAGCGACGAGGUGUCAACGGUAUUUACUCACAAGUGGGCGGUGGAUCUAUCCUAGAUGAAACCACAAUUCUGAACGCUGCUCAUGGGGUUGUCGGAAUCAUGAGCUUUGCCGAUUUCCGUAUUGUUGCCGGUGAGCACAGUCUGUCCGUCGAUAGCGGCCUCGAACAGAUUCGCCAAGUGUCGGCCAUUCUACCACACCCUGGGUUUGAUGAUAUCACUUAUGAAGAUGACAUAUCCCUUAUUUUCCUGGCCGAGCCUCUGGACCUCACUGUUGCCUCUGCCAAGCCAGUCACCUUACCACCCCCAACUUCUGAAUUAGACCCUCCUGCUGGUUUAAUGGUUACCGUUUCUGGGUGGGGAACUACGACAGCUGAUGGAAGUAUUUCGGACGUCCUUCGCAGCGUUGAUGUUCCAGUCAUUCCCGACACUGAUUGCGAUCUUGCUUACGGUGGAAAUGAAAAUUACAUCGCUGUCUUUCCUUCCAUGAUGUGCGCCGGUGAAACAGUCAAUAGUCGUAUUAACUAUUGCCCAGGUGAUUCUGGAGGACCACUUUUCACUGGAACCGGUGCUGAUGCUGUUCAACACGGAAUCAUUUCAUGGGGACAGGCUUGCACUUACUCCCAAUUCCCAGGUGUUUACACUCAAGUCUCUUACUACCUCGACUGGAUUGCCGCUAACAGACGCUAAACCUGUUGUGUAUUCCAUACAUUUUGCCUGAAUACAAAAGUCUGCUAA